This is a messenger RNA of Humulus lupulus (European hop), 2198 nucleotides long. RefSeq names its product disease resistance protein RGA2-like. Bases 195 to 590 code for a protein of 131 amino acids. The transcript is spliced from 2 exons. NCBI's taxonomy places the organism in Eukaryota, Viridiplantae, Streptophyta, Magnoliopsida, Rosales, Cannabaceae. The record is from RefSeq and is a predicted model, not a curated record.
AAAAAAUAAAAAUAAUCGGUUUCUUACCUUCUACAACCCCAACAACAUAUUAUAUGUAUUAUCAUAUAGAAAGGUACGGCAAAAUAUAAAAAAAGACCGGAGACUUGAUGACCGGAGAUCAUAUAUAUGAGCUAGCUGAAUUUGUGUACUUGUAACGAAGCUCUGAAACUCUCUGUAAGACCUGUCUUGAAGCCAUGGCGGAGUUGAUCCUCUCUCCGAUUGCUGACAAAAUCAUUGGGCGUUUGGGAUGUGAAGCUGUGAAGCAGAUCUCUCGAGUUUGGGGUGUGAAGGAUGCGCUUGAACAGCUCAAAGAAACCAUUUCAACAAUCCAAGCAGUGCUUCUCGACGCUGAGCUGAAGCAGUCCCACAACAACCAAGUCAACAACUGGCUCCACAGGCUGGGCAAUGCAGUUCUUGAAGCCGACGACUUGAUGGACGAGAUCAACACUGAAGCUUUGCGAUGCCAACUCAUGUCUCCCAACCAAAUGGCCAACCGAGGGAAUUUUUACUGUAUGUAUUCAAGUUUGUUCAAGGAAAUUGUUCUUCUUUCCAAAUGGAGAUGGAACUACAUUAUCUUCACUGCUAGAUGAGGUUGUGAAAACUGUUGGAGUUACUGCAUCGCCAUCAGAGGAUUCUAUACCAGAAAGGAGGACAUUGGAGUACCUUGAGAUGCAAGAAGAACUUCUUAAGGUGAUACUUGCUAUUCUUGUGCGCUAUCUAAUAAAAUAUGGAGGUUGUCAAAACAAUGUGUUUCUCUUCUAAAUGAGAUAGUUUUGUGCAUUGCUUUUUGAUUUGUUACAUGUAUGAACUAACAGAACAAAGUAAAUUAGGAAAUAAAUAUGAAGUAAUGAUCAGUCAGCUCCAUUGCUCUCUUUUAGCUAAGUUAGCAAAUGUUGAUGGUGCCUUAAGUUAAGUCUUUUUUUUUUUUUUUUUUUGCUUUUUUAUGUCACCUUCUAAUUGCAAAGGUUCUUCAAUGGGCUGAGCUGAUUCUCUUCCUUGGGGGUUUUCUCAUGCCGUUGGGAUGUUGGCAUUCUACUCUUGUUGUUUAGCUUCUUGAAACUAGACUCCUUGGUGUUUGAGUCCAAUAAUAGUUCAUGUUUGAAUCUGUAACGACCAAUAUUUUGAGUAUGACAAACUAGGUCCAAUUGCGUCUGGAAUGGACUUUUGUUAUGUCUGGAGUUUAUUCGUUUUUAGUUAGUGUCCACGUCAGCAGGUGUGUAAAGCAAAGCUGUUAAUGAGUAACAACUAUUAGUUGGUUCGGGAUUAUACCUAAUUGCAGCCAAGGAUAUAUAUUGAUCUGGUUAAUUAGUGUUAACCAACUCUCUUUGUUCGAUAGAUUCGAUUGAGUGUUUUUGCUCUGUUUUCUUUCUUUUUCUUCCAUUGAUUUUUGCAAGUGUUGGCAAGAAAUUCCAUUGAAGAUGGUUGAAGGUUUCUGUGCAAGCACUGGAAUCAAGCCGUGAUUGCUGACGGAGUUCAGCUGGGUCUUGAUGCUAUAGAUCCGAAGGGUUUCAGAUUUAUGAUAUUGUUGAAGGGAGUUCAACAUUGAAGCAAGGGGAUCUUGCAUUUAUAACCAAGGGAUUUGGUUGUUUAGGGUAAAAAUCUUCACUGUAUUUUGAGAUAGUUUGUACAGUUUUUACAUAUUGAUUCUUGAACUGGUUUAUGUAAAUUACUUCUGAAUAUAGUGAGAGUUAUUACCCUGGUUCAGGGAACCCAAGCACUAGUCGGCUGGAAUGAGUUUUCAGUGCAGACGAAGCUUGUAAUUUUGUGUGUCAACUCUUAUGAUUGUGUUGUUAAUGUUCAUGUAUGUUUCAAGAUACAACCUAGAUGAAUAUUGUAAAACUGGAAAGAUAGGCUAAAACUUAGGUUUUUCAAUUGGUAUCAGAGCCAGGUUGUUCUAAUUGUUUUUCUUUCGAUCCUCCUAUCUUUUGUGUACUGAAAUUGAUUUUUGAUUUUUUCUCGUGUAAUUCGCAAUUCUUGUUUUUUCUGGGUUCUCCAGUUGACACUAACCCCUUCUGAGUUUCGACUCUGGGAAUAUAUUGUCUUUUUUUUUUUGUUCAAUUGUUUGUACAGAAUGGAGAUGUUCAGAGAAGGAGGUUCCACAUCUCGACCCCCAAUGCUUGAAGGGGCAAAUUAUCCUUACUGGAAGACAAAAAUUCGUGCAUUCUUGAGAGUUGUUGAUGAACGGGUGUGGAUGGCUG